AUGCUUAAUAAAAUAUGAAUAGUUCUAUUCGAAACAAUACUGUAUUGUUGUUUUAAUUCACUAUACUUAUGCAAUAAUAUUACUCAGAUACGAAAGAUUACAUGAAAGUGAAAAAAUCGAUUAUGCACUUAAAUUUGAUUAUUGGAAGUCUCUUUAUUUUGCGUGCAAGUUGCACCAUUAGUAAAAACGAUAACGAAGCGUCUAGAAGCGGAGGAACCAAUAAGGAUUCUUUUUACAAAACGAACAAAUUGCCAUUUCUAGACUUCAAGAACGAUCAUCUUAAUAUAUUUAAACCUUAUUUUAAUUUAUACAGUAAAAUAUACAGGCCAUUCCAAGAAUUCGACAGUAACAAAAAAUACCGAAUCUCAAAAGAUCUAGAAGAUAAUUUAAGUGACGAUAGAAUAAUUGGAAAACAUAAGCGUAAAUGGCCUAAAUAUCUAAUUGGUCGUAGUAAAAAACGUGUUAAGGAAGAGAAAAACAAGAAAAAAUUUAAAAUUGAAGAGACACGAGAAUUUUAUAUCAUCGGAAAUUCCAAGAAUAAAAGAGUGACAAAAGAAAUAAUAAUUCCGAAUCGUGGAAUAAUCUUUCAAAAAACAGUCGAGCCUUCGUAUAGAAGAAAGACUUACAUCAUCAUCACUGGUCUUAUUGGGGGAGUAGCAUUGAUUUUGCUCAUUAGCUGCAUAGUAUUUAUUUUAAAUGAAGUAGGAAUGAAUCCAGUGUAUAUAAAAAAUAAAAUGUCUACUCCAGCUGAUUAUAAUAUCGUCAAUAUUUCCUCGUCUGAUUACGAGCUUGAUGAACAUCCUAAAGAAACAAUGGAUAAAUCUCAAUAUGUCGAAGUACCGUUGGAAUCUGAAUUAACGGUUAGACACAAUACGGAUAUUGAGUUCGUGCCAAAAGUCAGCGUAUUACCAGAAAAUAUCAGAACACCUGAAAAUGAAGAACAGCGGAAUCAAAUUAGUUCAAUGGAGAUCGUUCCUCCACAGUUAGUAAAGGAAAAACACGAAGAAUUAAUGCUGAAUAAGCGAGAUGAUGAGAUUGUUGUUUCCAUCCCUGAAAAAAGAAUAAAUGAGGAAAUAUAUUAUUAUUCUGAAGAAACUUCUACUCCCGAUCCCUUAAAAGAGUUAUUAGCUGAGGAAGUUAUAUCAGGCGUUCCUCUUGAAAUAUCUGAGCCACACGAUGAAGAAAUGAGUAGAACAGAAGAGCUUUCCGUUCACAACCAUGAUUACAAAGAACAGUUAUUUCUUAAUUUUAGAAAUGAAAUUGCUAACAGGAUUGAUAAAGAUGUAAAAUGUCGGAAACGCGAACAGAAUGAGAAGAAAUAUAUAUUUGAAGUUAGGACUAAACGUAUAAGCAAAAAACAUAAACCAAAAUUAAGAAAUAAGGAACCAAAACUAAAUUAUGAAUAUUCCGAAACAGACACUUCUGUUCGAAGUUGUUCUCUUUCUGAUUUAUUACCAUCCUUUGUGACACCGAAACCGGAAAGUGAUCUCAAAUUAAACAAAAGGCUAGAAACGGUUCCGAAAAAAGAGACUAGAGUCAUUGAAGGUUUUAUUUUAAAUGAAGCCAAAAGAGAUAAAAACAUCUAUGCUCACGAAAACAAAAUGAUUCACGAAACAAACAAGCAAAGUCGAUACGUCCAAACAAUUCCGGAACAAUUAAGCAUUCGGAGUAAAGAAUGGAUGAGAUCGCAUCCUCCAAGAGGCUACCAAGAGGAAGAUUUUAAAUCCGUGUUUUCAAAUAGACGGAAUAUUGUACACGAAUCGUUAAAUCUGUCGAGAAUUCGUGAGUGUCCACAGCCACAAUCUAAAACUAAUGCCAAAGAUGAGCGAGCUUUUCCAAAUAGAUAUUAUGAGAAAUGUAGGCGUAAACCAUUUAUUUCAACAGAUCCGCCAUUUCUGAAAGUUGGCAGUGAUAAAUAUGUUCAUAUUGCUAGACAAAGAAGAGAACAAAAAUCAGAAAAAAAUAUCCGAUUUUCUACCAUGUCAAACGAUAAACGUAAAGUUAGGAAAUAAAUCAUUAUCAAUUAUUACGUGAUUUGAUAAUUUGAAAUACCGUAUAUAAUUUUCAAAAAUUUCUGUAAAAUAAAUAAGUCGUAGUAAAGAUUUACUUUU
Molecule: messenger RNA, 2111 nt
Organism: Centruroides sculpturatus (bark scorpion)
Lineage: Eukaryota; Metazoa; Arthropoda; Arachnida; Scorpiones; Buthidae
Exons: 2
Coding region: 102-2012 (636 amino acids)
Source: RefSeq, a predicted model, not a curated record